CGCGACCGACCAGUCAGAGGAAGGGUGUGAGGUGGAGAAGGAGGGGACUUGCGGUGUUUGGUGCUGCGUGCCUAAGUUUUGUAAAAUUGCUUCGUUGUUUGAAAGCCAAACGAGAGGUCCACUGCAAUGUCUGUCAAACACAGCUGCUCCUUAUUCGACACGUUUUCAACCGGAUAAACCCGCGUUUGGAUUAUUUCUCUUGCUUUAAUAGUGUAGGUAAAGAAAUCAAUUCAUCGGAUCAGUCAGGGCGGGAUUGAUUUUCUCUUUAUUUCUCGACUUGUUUCUUAUUUUAGGAGUGCCGUGUUUGAGCGUUGGACUUGUCACGAGCAACCGGUGCCGCAACACAGAGUAGGCUACCAGAUCGCAGACUGGAGACUCACACGUGCAUCCUUCCUCCGGCUGCAGGCGCAUCGAUCCUUAAGCACUCUGGAUAAAAGUUGUAUUUGUUCUGUUUGGGAGUUCGUUUUAAUCAGGCAGGAAAAGAGCCAUAUAACAUGUCGCUCAGCAGAAGUAUUGAAUUUGAACACUUUGAGGAACGAGAGAAGCCUCACCGGACACCGAGGGCCAAUUCGGGCUCCGGAUCCCAGUCAGGCUCCAGAGGCAACGGUCUGGUCCCCAGUCCGGCGCACAGCGCGCACUGUAGUUUCUACCGCACACGCACUCUCCAGUCCCUUACGUCCGAGAAAAAAGCCAGAAAGGUGCGAUUUUAUCGCAACGGAGAUCGAUAUUUUAAAGGUUUGGUGUAUGCUGUGUCUAACGACCGGUUCAGGUCUCUGGAUGCUCUGCUCAUGGAGCUCACAAGGUCCCUGUCGGACAAUGUCAACCUUCCCCAAGGAGUCCGGACGUUAUAUGCCUUGGAUGGAGGCAGGAGAAUCACCAGCCUGGAUGAGUUAGUGGAGGGUGAGAGUUAUGUGUGUGCCUCAAAUGAGCCCUUCCGACGGGUGGACUACAACAAGAAUGUCAACCCCAACUGGUCGGUGGGCUGCAAGACCGGCACAUCACGUUCCCUCUCCUCUCUCAUCACGCUGAAGAACGAGCUGCAGCGUGAGUCCAAGGACUUCAUCAAACCCAAACUAGUCACAGUCAUCCGCAACGGUGUCAAACCCCGCAAGGCAGUACGGAUACUGCUCAAUAAGAAGACAGCACACUCCUUCGACCAGGUGCUCACUGACAUCACAGAUGCAAUCAAGUUGGACUCUGGUGCUGUGAGGAGAUUGUACACUUUGGAGGGCAAGCAGGUGAGUCUGUUAUGAUUCAUGUGUGUUGUAG
This is a messenger RNA of Etheostoma spectabile (orangethroat darter), 1269 nucleotides long. RefSeq names its product serine/threonine-protein kinase DCLK2. The record is from RefSeq and is a predicted model, not a curated record. Gene Ontology annotation, biological process: axoneme assembly; retina development in camera-type eye; intracellular signal transduction. Bases 495 to 1253 code for a protein of 252 amino acids. Lineage: Eukaryota; Metazoa; Chordata; Actinopteri; Perciformes; Percidae. Gene Ontology annotation, cellular component: axoneme. The transcript is spliced from 2 exons.